Lepus europaeus (European hare) is the source of this 3834-nucleotide messenger RNA. RefSeq names its product steryl-sulfatase-like. The transcript has 10 exons. NCBI's taxonomy places the organism in Eukaryota, Metazoa, Chordata, Mammalia, Lagomorpha, Leporidae. Gene Ontology annotation, molecular function: arylsulfatase activity. The coding region runs from base 1145 to 2866 and encodes 573 amino acids. The record is from RefSeq and is a predicted model, not a curated record.
UGCGGGAGGGGGCUGUGCCAAGGUCCUGGGGUCACCUUGCUACAUGGUACCAAGAAAUCACAACAGCGCAUCAAACUUGCAACAUUGUAUUGAAUUUGGCCGGUUGUAUUGGGUUGCUACAAUGUGUCAAGUUUGUGAAUUGAAGCUGCCACGGUGGGUCAAAUAGCUACAAUGUAUCAGAAUUGCGAUCUGUAAUUGCUACAAUGUAUCAGAUUCAUGAACUGCAAUCAUUCAGAAUUGCUAUAAUGUAUCAAAUUGCUACAUUGCAUCGAGUUUCUGAGUUAAAUUUAAAUUUGGAAUCACUACACUGCAUCAAAUCGCUAUGAUGUAUCAGAUUGGCGAAUCAAAACGGAAGUUAAAUUCGCUACAAUGCAUCAAAUUUGUGAGUUAGAAUUGCUACAAUAUAUCAAAUAGCUGGGAUGUAUUGUGUUUGUGAGCUAAGGUUGGAGUCAAAAUCGCUACAGUGUGUCAAAUUGCUACAAUGUAUCAAAUUUGAUGAAUUAGAGGUGGAUUAGGAAUUUCUACAAUGUAUCAAAUUGCUACAGUGUAUCAGGUUUGUGUUUUGAGACCCAAAUCUAAAUCGCUACAAUGUAUUAACUUUGAGAAUUAGAAUUGCUACAAUGUAUCUGGGCUAUCCAGUUGUGGGUGGAGCCAUGGUGCUUCCUGCUGCACAAAGCCUCCACCCGCUCUCAACCCUCCCCCUGGUUCUGUAGCUGGGAUAACUCAGCAUCCAGCACCCUACCCAGAGGACUCCAGAGUCUUCUUCGUAGCCAACUAUUGAUCCAUCUAUUCUGGGAGUCGGCCUGAUUGAGUGAGUGAUGGACACAUAGGCCAGUGUGAGUCAGCAUUUCUCAGCAGAAGGCGGUUGGGGUUUCUGGAAUGUUCUCUAUAUGUGGUAGCCUUGAGGGAUGAAUGUGUGUCCCCAGCAAUGAAUGCGUCUUAGCAUCUGGGUCAGAAGCUCAUGCUGUUGAUAUGAUUGACAGCUGUCAGUCUGUGCGGAUUUGUCUGGAGGCCGGAAGAUUCCAGCCAGGGCCGGUGCAGGUUCUAGCACCCAGGAAAUGGGCAUUCGAAUCUGACUGUGUCCGAUUGCUAUGAGAGAGGGGACCACCGGUGAAGACGUGUCUGGAUCGGGUUAUUGGUUCGGAUGAUGAGAGCCUCAUGCCUCCUCCUCCUCCUCUUCCUGGGUCCGAGCCAAGGCCACGCCCACACUGCCACCACAGCCCCACUCCCCAACAUCGUCCUGCUCCUGGCCGAUGACCUCGGCAUUGGUGACCUCGGCUGCUACGGCAACAGGACGCUCAGAACCCCGAACAUUGACCAGCUGGCACGUGAUGGCGUGAAACUGACCCAGCACUUGGCUGCUGCCCCACUGUGCACACCAAGUCGUGCAGCCUUUCUGACUGGACGCUACCCGGUGCGCUCGGGCAUGGCUGCGCGGUCGCGGGUGGGUGUCUUCCUAUUCCCGGCUUCAUCUGGGGGUCUCCCGGCCACCGAGGUCACGUUCGCCAGGCUAGCCAAGGCCCGCGGCUACACCACAGCGCUUGUUGGGAAGUGGCACCUGGGCCUGAGCUGCCGGCACCCACAUGACUUCUGCCACCACCCGCGGGUCCACGGCUUCGACCAGUUCUUCGGGCUCCCGGCCACCAACCUGCGGGACUGCAAGCCAGGGGCUGGCACAGUGUUUGAGGGUGCCGUGCACUGGAUCGUGGUGGUCCCCGUGCAGGCCCUGGGCACUGCUGCCCUGACCCUGGCCGCCCUGCGCUGCCUCGGCCUGGCCCGGCCGCCGCCUGCCGCCUUCCUGGGCCUCCUGCUGCCCGUGGCCAUCUUGCUGGGUGGCCACUUCCUGUUCCGGCACUACUUCCGGCCACUCCACUGCUUCCUCAUGCGCGACUUCGAGGUGGCCCAGCAGCCUCUGGACUAUGAGAACCUCACGCAGAGGCUCACGGAGGAGGCCGCAGGGUUCAUACGGCGGAACUCCCAGAAGCCCUUUCUGCUGCUGCUGUCCUAUAUCCACGUGCACACAGCCCUGUUCGCCUCCCCAGAGUUCGCCCACAGGAGCUGGCAUGGGGCUUAUGGCGACGCCGUGGAGGAGUUGGACUGGAGCGUGGGCCAGAUCCUGCAGGUCCUGGACGAGCUGGGCCUGGCCAGCCGCACCAUCGUCUACUUCUCAUCUGACCAGGGCGCCCACGUGGAGGAGGUGACGGCCACGGGCGAGGUCCACGGGGGCAGCAAUGGCAUCUACAGGGGCGGCAAAGCCAACAACUGGGAGGGAGGCAUCCGGGUGCCGGGGGUCCUGCGCUGGCCUGGGGUCAUCCCUGCCGGACACGAGGUGGACGCGGCCACCAGCAACAUGGACAUCUUCCCCACCGUGGCCGGGCUCACGGGGGCACCGCUGCCCCACGACAGGGUGAUUGAUGGGCGGGACCUGAUGCCCCUCCUCCGGGGGCAGAGCCAGCGGUCGGCCCACGAGUUCCUGUUCCACUACUGCAAUGCCUACCUGCAGGCUGUGCGCUGGCUGCCACGCAACAGCUCAGCCGUGUUCAAGGCCUUCUUCUUCACGCCCAAGUUCCACCCAGCCGGCGCCAACGGCUGCUUCCCCACCCACGUGUGCCUGUGCCAGGGUCCCACCCACGUGACGAACCACGACCCACCCCUGCUCUUCAACCUGGCCCGAGACCCUGGUGAGACCGUGCCCCUCACGCCGCACACCGAGCCACGCCACCGGGCAAUCCUGGAGGCCAUCCUGGAGGCGGCGGCAGAGCACCGGGGCUCUGUGCCCCCCAAUGUCCCCAACCAGCUGGCCCCGGGCCACGUGGUCUGGAAGCCAUGGCUGCAGCUUUGGGCAGCUGGGGCCUCAGGGCCGUAGCCAUGCACCUGCUGGGAAGCUGGGGCUACGCGUGGCUCCCCACGUGGCUGUUGGCCAUCUUUAUCUUGGACACAGACCUGGGGCCACGUGUGGCUCAGUCGGCUGUCUUUAUCCUGGACACAAACCUGUGGCUCCAUCCGUGGAUCAGUUGGCCAUCUUUGACACAGACAGGAACCUGGGCUCAGGGUCCACAAUGAAUCCCAUAAAGUGUUCACUGCAAAGGAAGCAGCAGGUGUUCCUUAUAGAUGCAGAUGAACCGACUGGGAUCCUGUCCGUCUGCCUCAGAGUCUGCCCCGGACUGUACCAGGAACCUGUCACCCUCAGAGCCCACCCCUGACUGGACCGGGAAACCACCAAUCUGGCCCUGGUUGUGCAGAAUGGAGUGGGGAUCAGGGGUGGCCACCCAGAGGGUCCCGGGUCUCUUGGAGCAGCUGUCAGUCACAGAGAAGCCAUGCUGUCAGUCACUGCACAGCAGAGUCUGUCUCCGGCACAGAGCACUUUCUGCUGUCACCACAAGAGCCUAUAGCAACAUGACUCAGCAGGUGUAAAACCAUGACUCAGCAUGUAUAGAAAGAUGGCUCAGCAGGAUAUGUCUCAGCAUGUAUGGAAGCCUGACAGCAGGUAUAGAUAUCAUGACUUGGCAGGUAUGGAACCAUGAGUUGGCACGUAUAGAAAUAUGAUUUGGCAGGUAUAGAACCAUGACUCGGCAAGUAUGGAACAGCAGCUUAGAACCAGGAACUCUGGUCCAGGGGCCCCAGGGUGAACUCCAGGGACCUGAGUGUUCCACCCAUCCCCGGAUUUGAUGGUCGGGGCAGCCCGGACCCUCAGGACAACAGGGCCACCGUACAGAGACCCCGACCAUGUUUAUUGCAGUCAAUAAAUAACCAGGCGACAGGAAGCCAUCUUGCAAUUUUCCACAUGGCCCAAUCGGGAGGGAUGAGAAUUAAAUAAAAAAAGUCACAUGGUCA